AUGACGGAGUACUGGGUGAGUCAGGGGCAGCACUGGUGCGAGUACUGCCGCAUAUUCCUGGCCAACAAUGCGGCGUCCAUCCGCAUGCACGAGGGGGGCACGCGCCACAAGGAGGCUGUCGCUGCCAAGCUCAGCGCCAUCCGCAGGGAGGGCAAGCAGAAGGAGCGCGAGAAGGAGGAGGCUGAGCGAGCUAUUAAGGCGAUUGAGGAGGUCCUGAAGAGCAUGCACGAGGGGGGCACGCGCCACAAGGAGGCCGUCGCUGCCAAGCUCAGCGCGAUACGGAGGGAGGGCAAGCAGAAGGAGCGCGAGAAGGAGGAGGCAGAGCGGGCCAUUAAGGCAAUUGAGGAGAAGGAGCGCGAGAAGGAGGAGGCAGAGAGGGCUAUUAAGGCGAUCGAGGAGGUGAGGGGAGAAGGGGAGAUAGCAUGCACGCGACACAAGGAGGCCGUGGCUGCCAAGCUCAGCGCCAUCCGCAGGGAGGGCAAGCAGAAGGAGCGCGAGAAGGAGGAGGCUGAGCGGGCUAUUAAGGCGAUUGAGGAGGUGAGGGGAAGUGUGUGA
Closterium sp. Yama58-4 is the source of this 555-nucleotide messenger RNA. The record is from the annotation of a GenBank genome assembly. Lineage: Eukaryota; Viridiplantae; Streptophyta; Zygnematophyceae; Desmidiales; Closteriaceae.